This is a messenger RNA of Diplodia corticola, 918 nucleotides long. Its product is annotated as mitochondrial carrier protein. Gene Ontology annotation, molecular function: L-ornithine transmembrane transporter activity. NCBI's taxonomy places the organism in Eukaryota, Fungi, Ascomycota, Dothideomycetes, Botryosphaeriales, Botryosphaeriaceae. The coding region runs from base 1 to 918 and encodes 305 amino acids. Gene Ontology annotation, biological process: mitochondrial L-ornithine transmembrane transport. The record is from RefSeq and is a predicted model, not a curated record. The transcript has 5 exons.
AUGGGCGUCGAAGCCGAGCUUGAGGAGUCUGGUGGUCUUGCCAGGACCCUGAAGGACCUUUUCUCUGGUGCCGCCGGCGGCAUUGCUCAGGUUCUACUUGGUCAACCAUUCGAUAUUAUCAAGGUCCGUCUGCAGACAUCCGAGGCAUAUACCGGUGCUCUGGACGCCGGUGCCAAGAUCUGGAAGAAUGAGGGUCCUCUCGCCUUCUACAAGGGCACCCUGACGCCUCUCAUUGGAAUCGGCGCAUGCGUCUCCGUCCAAUUCGGCGCCUUCCACUACGCCCGCCGCGCCUUCGAGGCCCGCAACCUCGCGGCCGGCGGUCCGGCCGGCUCGCACGACCUCUCCUACGCGCAGUACUACGCGGCGGGCGCCUUCGCCGGCAUCGCCAACGCCGGCAUCUCGGGCCCCAUCGAGCACGUCCGCAUCCGGCUGCAGACGCAGCCGCACGGCUCCGCCCGCCUGUACUCGGGGCCGCUCGACUGCGUGCGCAAGCUGUCCGCGCACGAGGGCGUGCUGCGCGGCCUGUACCGCGGCGAGGCCGUCACCGUCCUCCGCGAGGCGCAGGCGUACGGCAUGUGGUUCUUGACCUUCGAGUACCUGAUGAACGCGGACGCGAAGCGGAACGCGAUCGAGCGGAGGGACAUCUCGACGCCCAAGGUGGCGCUGUAUGGAGGCUUGGCCGGCGAGGCGCUGUGGCUCGGGAGCUACCCGUUUGAUGUGGUCAAGAGCAAGAUGCAGAGCGACGGGUUCGGGAAGGAGCAGAGGUAUAGGAGCAUGACGGAUUGUUUCAAGAAGACGUGGGCCCAUGAGGGCAUGGGCGGCUUUUGGAAGGGCAUUGGCCCGACGCUGUUCAGGGCCAUGCCCGUCAGUGCGGGGACGUUUGCUGUGGUCGAGUUGACUAUGCGUAUGAUCACCUAG